AUGGGUACUAUAAAAAAUACAUUACAAUUGAAAAACGGAGCUUUAAUAUCAUCAAGAAAAUCAAAAAGUUUCUUAGAAGGUAAUGAUGGAAGCUGCAUGAGAGAUAGUAUUUACACAUUAUCUACCUUUUAAUAAAGUUCAACGGGAAAUUCAAUUAUAUUCGAUUUAUUAUAGAAAUAUAAAUUAAACACAUUAAAAAUAUUGUUUUGUAAUGGAGAUAAUAGAUAAUAUAAAAUAGGAAUUUAUAUAAAAUUUGAUAAUAAAGAAACCCUGAUUUAUGACUGUUAUGCAAAAAGUAUUUUAAAAAUAACAUUUCCUGAUCAAUAAGUAUCAGGAUUUAGGAUACUAAAUGUAGCUGGUAAUACUUACAAUAUUCAUCUAAAUUUUAUAAAGAUAGAAGCUUUUUAUUAAUUAUAAAUGAAUAAAUUACAAUGA
Molecule: messenger RNA, 435 nt
Organism: Paramecium sonneborni
Lineage: Eukaryota; Ciliophora; Oligohymenophorea; Peniculida; Parameciidae
Source: the annotation of a GenBank genome assembly